AUGGAUGUGGAAGGAGCAAAUGAAGGCAUUAUCGAGGGCCCACCGUUCAAGAAGCAAAUUGAGUUGAAGUCUCGAGGUGUGAAGCUGAUGCCCAGCAAACAUAACAGCCAGAAGACAUCUGUGUUAACUCAGGUUGGUGUGUCCCAAGGGCAUAAUAUGUGUCCAGACCCUGGCAUACCUGAAAGGGGCAAAAGACUAGGCUCGGAUUUCAGGUUAGGAUCCAGCGUCCAGUUCACCUGCAGCGAGGGCUAUGACCUGCAAGGGUCCAAGCGGAUCACCUGUAUGAAAGUGAGCGACAUGUUUGCGGCCUGGAGCGACCACAGGCCGGUCUGCAGAGCCCGCAUGUGUGAUGCCCACCUUCGAGGCCCCUCGGGCAUCAUUACCUCCCCCAAUUUCCCUAUUCAGUAUGACAACAAUGCACACUGUGUGUGGAUCAUCACAGCACUCAACCCUGCCAAGGUGAUCAAGCUGGCCUUUGAGGACUUUGACUUGGAGAGGGGCUACGACACCCUGACGGUCGGGGACGGCGGGCAGGACGGAGACCAGAAAACCGUUCUCUAUGUCCUGACAGGUACGUCGGUCCCAGAUCUCAUUGUCAGCACCAACCACCAAAUGUGGCUCUUGUUCCAAACCGAUAGCAGCGGCAGCUCCCUGGGAUUCAAGGCUUCUUAUGAAGAGAUCGAGCAGGGUAGCUGUGGCGAUCCCGGCAUCCCUGCCUACGGCCGGAGGGAAGGCUCCCGGUUCCGUCAUGGUGACACACUCAAGUUUGAGUGCCAGCCUGCCUUUGAGCUGGUGGGGCAGAAGGCAAUCACGUGCCAAAAGAAUAACCAGUGGUCGGCUAAGAAGCCAGGCUGUGUGUCCUUCCGACACAAUGAGUGCCCAGAUCCCGGCGUUCCAGUGAAUGGCAAACGGUUUGGUGACAGCCUCCAGCUGGGAAGCUCCAUCUCCUUCCUCUGUGAUGAAGGCUUCCUCGGGACUCAGGGCUCGGAGACCAUCACCUGCAUCCUGAAGGAGGGCAGCGUGGUCUGGAACAGCGCCGUGCUGCGGUGUGAAGCUCCCUGUGGUGGUCAUCUGACUUCGCCCAGUGGCACCAUCCUGUCUCCGGGCUGGCCUGGCUUCUACAAGGAUGCCCUCAGCUGUGCCUGGGUGAUUGAAGCCCAACCAGGCUACCCCAUCAAAAUCACCUUCGACAGAUUUAAAACAGAGGUCAACUAUGAUACUCUGGAAGUUCGAGAUGGACGGACAUACUCAGCGCCCUUGAUCGGGGUUUACCAUGGGACCCAGGUCCCCCAGUUCCUCAUCAGCACCAGCAACUACCUCUACCUCCUCUUCUCUACCGACAAGAGUCACUCGGACAUCGGCUUCCAGCUCCGCUAUGAGACUAUAACCCUGCAGUCAGACCACUGUCUGGAUCCAGGGAUCCCCGUAAAUGGGCAGCGCCAUGGGAAUGACUUCUACGUGGGCGCUCUAGUGACCUUCAGCUGUGACUCAGGCUACACGUUAAGUGAUGGGGAGCCCCUGGAGUGUGAGCCUAACUUCCAGUGGAGCCGGGCCCUGCCUAGCUGUGAAGCACUCUGCGGUGGCUUUAUUCAAGGCUCUAGUGGGACCAUCUUGUCACCAGGGUUUCCUGACUUCUACCCCAACAACUUGAACUGCACCUGGAUUAUUGAAACAUCCCAUGGCAAGGGUGAGUGGUUAGGCCUGGAGCAAGUCUACGACGGCAACAACAACUCCGCCCGUUUGCUGGGGGUGUUCAGCCAUUCGGAGAUGAUGGGGGUGACUUUGAACAGCACAUCCAGCAGUCUGUGGCUUGAUUUCAUCACUGACGCUGAGAACACCAGCAAGGGCUUUGAGCUGCAAUUUUCCAGUUUUGAACUCAUCAAGUGUGAGGAUCCAGGAACUCCCCAGUUUGGCUACAAGGUUCAGGAUGGAGGCCAUUUUGCAGGAAGCUCUGUGUCCUUCAGCUGUGACCCUGGAUACAGCCUGCGGGGCAGUGAGGAGCUGCUGUGUCUGAGUGGGGAGCGCAGGACCUGGGACCGGCCUCUCCCCACCUGUGUCGCUGAGUGUGGAGGGACAGUGAAAGGAGAAGUGUCGGGGCAGGUGCUAUCACCCGGGUAUCCGGCUCCCUAUGAACACAAUCUCAACUGCAUCUGGACCAUCGAGGCUGAUGCUGGUUGCACCAUCGG
Molecule: messenger RNA, 2186 nt
Organism: Leptonychotes weddellii (Weddell seal)
Lineage: Eukaryota; Metazoa; Chordata; Mammalia; Carnivora; Phocidae
Source: RefSeq, a predicted model, not a curated record